Messenger RNA from Telopea speciosissima, 477 nucleotides. RefSeq lists its product as uncharacterized. Gene Ontology annotation, molecular function: RNA-DNA hybrid ribonuclease activity; nucleic acid binding. The coding region runs from base 1 to 477 and encodes 158 amino acids. Lineage: Eukaryota; Viridiplantae; Streptophyta; Magnoliopsida; Proteales; Proteaceae. The transcript has a single exon. The record is from RefSeq and is a predicted model, not a curated record.
AUGGGUGUACAAUCUAUUGUUGCUACUACUUCUCCAACAACUCUAAUCUUAACACAACGAUGGAUAGCACCAUUUGCAAAUUUUAUCAAGUGCAACUGUGAUGCCAGUCUAUCUUUGGACUUAUGCAGAUCUGGGAUUGGUUUCAUUUGUAGAGAUCACAAGGGAAUGCCUUUGAUAGUUGUAUCCGAUCUAAUUUCUUUUUCAGAUGUUAUGGUUGGUGAGGCUCAUGCUAUUCGUAUGGCACUGUUGGAGAUGAUCAAGACUGGAUUUGCGCAAGUUAUGGUUGAAUCAGAUAAUAUAAAUCUGAUUACACAUAUCCAAGAUGGUGGUGCCAUUGCUGAUUCGAGUGAUCCCGACUUUAUCUAUUUUUCUUCCUUCUUUGAAUCUUGUAGCUUCACUUAUAUUCCAUGGGAGAUUAACAACGCGGCUGACUCCUUGGCUAGGAGGGCUUUGUCGUUAACAUGCACGACUGGCUGA